CGUCACACAGUGUCAUAAAAUCCACACGACCAGCUACCUUGUGAGCGGCCCAUGAGAUGGUAAAAACUGGGACUAAAACCUUAACCGAGAACUCGUUCUGUGGCAUCCGCAAUCGCCGUGUGCGGAUUGCGUUCGUGCUGCGUGUGUUGUUCGUGCUGUGUUUGGGCUCGUUGCACGUGCUAAACCUUGCCCUAGCACCGGCAAGUGACUACAAUGGAGCACGCCCGGUAGCGAGAGUUGCUCAAGGUGGCCGCAAACUGCUAGCUAUUCCGCAAAGUGAGAUCGAGCUGCUGGAUCUGCUAAACGUAACGCUUCCACCGGAGUUCGAAACCAGCCCGUUUCUACCGGGCGGGGACAUCAAUGGGACCGAAACUAAUCGUACUGAGUUUGAGCGCAAUUGCACCCCGGCGGCCAUUUUUGAAUUCCCGUCAGAUGGGUUUACGCGCGAGGAUCGACGGCACGGUUGGAUACUGGUGCACGUCGUCAUAGCCUGCUACUGCUUUUGGCUGCUCGCAAUCGUUUGCGAUGACUACUUUGUGCCGGCGAUUGAGUUGAUGUGCAAAAAGCUGCAAGUGAAGGAAGAUGUUGCGGGUGCUACGUUUAUGGCGGCGGCAUCCUCCAGCCCGGAGUUGUUCAUCAACUGCGUGGGGACGUUCGUGACAAAGGGCGAUCUUGGAGUUGGAGCCGUCGUAGGGUCAGCUGUGUUCAACAUUCUCGCUGUGCCAGCCGUAUGUGGACUACUUGGUGGACAGGUCGUGCAGCUACGAUGGUGGCCCGUGACUCGGGACUCCAUGAUGUACGGAAUGGCGGUGAUAGGGCUGAUAGCAGUCCUUUACGAUGGGCGCGUGAUGUGGUACGAGGCCACGGUUUUGGUAUCGGCUUACGUGUUUUACAUUACAGCGAUGUACUGUAACGACACGAUCAACCGCUUUAUGUCAAAGACUUUCCGCCGAAAGUCCUACAUUAGACCUUACACAGAAGUUACCGAAAUCUCUCCUCUCCUGUCGAAUGGGGCCAACGGCAAGUCAUCCUCUACUGCGGCUGGUACUAAGAAUGGCUCCAACGGUCAGAACGCCUGCGACAGCGACGCGAGUGAUGACAGCUUUGAGGAAUACGAACUAGCGACGUCUCCGUGGAACCAUCGAGAUGACAGCCUUCUGGCGUUUGUGUGCCGUUGGCCGAUCACAUUCAUCCUUUGGGCGACCAUCCCGGACUGCCGUCGUUAUCCUCGGUUGCGCCUGGUCACGUUCUUCGCCUGCAUCUUCUGGAUUGGCAUCACAUCCUACUUCGUUGCGUUCCUGAUCACCGUAGUCGGUGACACGAUCGACAUACCGGACUCGGUGAUGGGCCUGACGUUCCUGGCGGCGGGAACAAGCGUUCCGGAGGCAGUGUCCAGCAUCAUCGUGACCAACCAGGGUCACGGUGAGAUGGGCAUCAGUAACUCGAUUGGCUCGAACACCUUCGAUAUCUUGCUGUGUCUGGGACUGCCCUGGCUAAUCAAAUCUCUCGCAUUCCCAGCCGUCCCGGGUGAACGAUGGGUGACACUCAACUCGACUGGUCUCACUUAUUCGGCCAUUUCGCUCCUGUCCACCCUGUGUGGGUUGUAUUUGGCGUUCUGGUUCAACCGUUUCAAGCUAGACUGGAAGGUAGGACUAACCUGUCUCACGAUGUACGUUGGCUUCCUGACCGUGUCCAGCCUGAUCGAGCUGAACGUGUUCUUCCCAGUGAAUCUGCCCACAUGUGCUCACUGAGCUCGAUGGCGUCAUGUUGGCGGAUUAGUGGUGUGAAUCUGAUCGAGCAUGACUGGUGUAGGGCCUAUUUGAUCGGAUUUGUUUGUUAAGUUGCAUUUCUGUAGGAUUUCUUUGGUUUUACCUGAUUUUUGCAGGAGUAGUAUCUGUCAAUAUAGAUUUUUAAGUGAUCAUUUCUUGUGCAGGAAGCGUAUAAUAGUCUAGCGUGUUAUGUACGACAGUUGGAUAAAAAUUGAGUAAUACACAAAAACUAAUACGACGUACUUGUUGUUUGAAGAAUAAAUGAAAGGA
Messenger RNA from Anopheles nili, 2039 nucleotides. RefSeq names its product sodium/potassium/calcium exchanger 3-like. Gene Ontology annotation, molecular function: calcium, potassium:sodium antiporter activity; calcium channel activity. The transcript is spliced from 6 exons. Gene Ontology annotation, cellular component: membrane. The record is from RefSeq and is a predicted model, not a curated record. Lineage: Eukaryota; Metazoa; Arthropoda; Insecta; Diptera; Culicidae. Bases 57 to 1751 code for a protein of 564 amino acids. Gene Ontology annotation, biological process: intracellular calcium ion homeostasis; calcium ion transmembrane transport.